Molecule: messenger RNA, 1566 nt
Organism: Schistosoma turkestanicum
Lineage: Eukaryota; Metazoa; Platyhelminthes; Trematoda; Strigeidida; Schistosomatidae
Source: the annotation of a GenBank genome assembly
AUGAGUUAUCCACCAGAUGCUUCACGUUCAUGUCAUGAAGCUGAUGGACGAAGUGAUCGAAGUGGUGGUAGUGGAGGUGGAGGUGGGGUCUAUGGAACUAUAUGUAGUAGUAGUAAAUGGCCAAACAAUACUGUUACAUCAUAUGAAAUCAAUUCUGAUCCUAUACUCACUGUAACAACAAUCACUUCAACUUCAACAACAACUCCAACUUUAACAACAACAAAUACAAAUCAACAUAGAAUGAUAUCAAAUUGGAAAAAAUGGUCAUUAGGCUUAGAUUAUUUAUUAAAAGAUAGUGAAGGUGUAGCAUUAUUUAAAUCCUAUUUACAAUAUGAAGGUUGUUCAAAUCUUUUAGAUUUUUGGUUUGCAUGUCAAGGUUUUCGUAGUAAAGUGGAUCCAUCAGAUCAUCGAAAAAUUAUUCAGCUGAUUAAAGCAAUUUAUCGUACUUAUAUUCGAGGUUCAAGUAGUAGUAGUAGUAGUAGUAGUCUUAAUAGUCAACCAUUAUUUUAUUUAUCGAAACAACAAUCCAAUCCAUUAUUACAAAAUCGUAUUGAACCUAUACGUCUUAGAUCAGAAACACGACAUGCUAUCACAGAGAGAAUUUCACGUAAACAUACUUUAGAUCAAACUGUAUUUGAUACAGCUCAAGCGGAAGUUGAACAAUUUUUACGAACAACAGCAUAUCCAGCUUUUUUAAAAUCAGAUAUCUAUGUAGAUUUUUUACAAACCACACUAGAAGAAGGUGGCUGUAUUCGUAAAUUUCCUAUUUGGGAACAAACAAUCUCCAAUUCAAUGCUUCCAUGUAUUAUUGGUGGGGAUAAUCAGCUGAGUAGUAGUACAUCGACAAAUCUUACAGAAUAUCCAUCAAAAUUACUUCCAACGUUGGAUGAAGAUCGUGAAUUACAAUCAGAAGAAUUAUCGCUGUUACAUUCUUCAAGACAUACGUGUAGACUGCCUUGUUGUCAUAUGAUUUCGCCAAAUGAUCCAGCUACUACUGGUUUACCUGAUCCUAGUAGUAGUCAUUGUUUACAUUGUAAAAAUUGUCAUGCAUAUAAUCCAUACUUACCGAUAGAAUGUUCACAGCCUAUUUUAAGACCACCAUGGUAUCAUUAUCAUCAACAACAAUUACCAAUGAUGCCUAUUAGUAGUAGUACUAGUAGUAGUAAUAAUUCAUCCGCUCCAUUAACAAUGGAAAAUUUACAAAUGACUCGAUUUUAUCGUACUGAAUUAUCAUUACAACAGUCUUCAUAUUUUAAUCCAUAUGUGACAAGACCAAAUAAUCAAGAGAGUGAAUCUAUUGGACGUACAAAUGUAACACAUGCUUGUAGUAGUAGUACACUAAUACCAUGGCAUUUACAAAAUCGUCCAAAUUAUGUUUAUACACAUUGGGCAGAUGCAAUGUGUCCACCUUCUAUGGAUCCACGUUUAGGGAAUUUGCCCAGUCAACCACCUAAUCCUUAUCAUAUCUCCUAUGCACCAGUUUCAGCACGUGAUUCAGAGCAUCAUAGUUUGUCAAGUGAUGCACGAACCGAUGAUACUCAUUCACAUACGGAUAGUAGUCAGUAA